AACAAUUUAAAUACGAUAUUGUUUCUUAUUGUUGACUGUUGGUUGUUGAUUGUUGAUAACCUAAAUUAAUUAUCGUCGCUUGAUAUAAACAAUUUACUCGUCUAGUCUAUAGAUGGCUCUGGGAAUCAAUUUCUCUCGAGGUUAAUCAACUUGAUUGUGUUAAUUAAAUGUUUACCAUUGAAGUAAUUGUCUUUAUCACUUGACAAUCCAAGUCUUUAAUAUGAAUAUAUUUGACAUUGAGUUUACCGAUUUAAAUUUAAAAAUGUUCAAUUAAACUGUGAUCUUUUUAACAAUCAAAUCAACUGGACAACAAUUCAACUAAUCAUCAUGAGCUCAGUAAAUCGGGUUAAUUGUGAAGACAAUGUAAUGAUCACAAUUCGGAAUCGUGAUAAGGAGUUUAAACUUGAUCGGGGUCGUUUAUGUUCAUCGAUACCUUAUUUUAGUAAAAUGUUUUCGGGUCAAUUUCUGGAAUCGACAACAUCUCAAGUUAAUCUGAACCUUUGUGAACGAAGCUUAGAAAUGAUCAUGAAUUAUAUUUCAAGCGAUUUCAUUUGUAUCGAUUUCACCAAUGUUAUCUCAUUGUACGCUACUUGUGAUUACUUAAUGAUGGACAAUUUGUUAGCUGAGUGUUACAACUUUUUCUAUGAAAAUUUUAACAUUGAACAUUUACCAGAGAUUUUCGAUACAAUCAAACCAACAUCUAAAUUGAUAACUUUCUCACAAUUAAAUAACUUCAUUUCUAGAAACUUCCUCAGAAUCAGUGAGAUGAAAGUUUUUCAACGUUUCUCAUUUGAAACUGUUAUGCAAAUUUUAAAACGCGAUCUAAAUAUUGACAAUGAAAUUCGAGUCUCCAACGCAAUCGAAACAUGGGUCCAAUAUGAUGAAGAAAAUCGUGUCAAGCAUUUACCCUCAUUGAUUAAAUUAGUUCGUUGGAAAUUAUUACCAGAAGAACAAUUCGAAUCAAUCAAAUCGAAACCUUUGUUCGAACCAUUUAAAUGUUCAAUCAACGAGAUGAGAAAAUCGAACCAAUACAAUCAACCUGAUGAAAGUCGAUUGGGUUCAAACUGUUUAGUUGUUGUUUUCGAAGUCGAUCCAAAAAAAAUUGGAAUCAAUGUUCAAAUCGAUCAGUCCCCUUGGAUUUUUAUCGGUACUUUUACAAUGGAUAAGAACCUUUCUCUUAACCUUAUUACCGAUGAAACCAUGAUCGAUAUUAUUUACGAUUCUGGACGAAAAGGACUUAGAAUCGAUUUGAUUGGGAGAAAGUUCAAUUACCACCAAAUGACCGGAACACCGACAUCUUAUUAUCGACAAUUGUAUCGAUACAUUUUAUCAGCUAAUGAACCUAAAUGCUUAAAACGUUAUCUUAUUCAAAUGAAAGGAGUCCCGAUCACAUAUGACGAAUCAUAUUUCAGUCGGUCAGUUGAUGGUCACAUUGAUCAAAAUUCAUCAUUUACUUCAAUCGGCUACCUGAGUUCCUAUGGUGUAAACAAUUCCUACAUUUAUAUACCUUGUAGUGACCUGAAAAAUUGGUCCAAUCGGAUUGAGAACGGAAAAAUUGAUGAUCGAGUUCAUGUCUCAAUGAUUGAUGAUAACUUUUACAUUAUAACCAAUGAACUUACAUUUUACCGUUAUAAUCAAGAGACAAACUCAUGCUUAACAUUAACAUCUUUCAAAGAUUGGACUCCAUCUUUUAAUGAUCUACAAUUAACUUCAGAUCAAUUGAAAAGAUCAAUCUUAUUACUUGAUCGAUCGUCAAAGCAAAUAUAUCGUCACAAUGAGUCAAACAAUGAAUGGACAAUUUUACAGAAAAUUGUAACUUCUCAUAAUUUGAUUACAUUAACUUCAAUUUUUAUUCAACAAUCAACUGUUUCUAAUUUGCUAGCAUCCAGACUCAAAUGAAUUUCAAUAAAAAGUCAACAAAUAAACUGACAAAAAAAGUAAAUAUUAACUUGAAACUUA
This is a messenger RNA of Panonychus citri (citrus red mite), 1959 nucleotides long. RefSeq lists its product as uncharacterized. Gene Ontology annotation, molecular function: protein binding. The record is from RefSeq and is a predicted model, not a curated record. NCBI's taxonomy places the organism in Eukaryota, Metazoa, Arthropoda, Arachnida, Trombidiformes, Tetranychidae. The coding region runs from base 328 to 1899 and encodes 523 amino acids. The transcript has 2 exons.